AUGGCGGGCAGCUCUUUCCAAAUGAGCCUGACCCUAGCCGAGAGCGGCGACGAUCAUGUCGUUUACGCCUCAACUGACGACGGCUUCAACGACGACGACGCCAGUGAGGCUGGCGACGACUUUGCCAAUCACCAUACAACUGCGCCUUCCUCGAAAUUGGGUCCGGCUGACCUUAUUGAUCUUUCCGAUGGAGACUUCGCUACCAGCCCAUCCGGCACUGCGGACAACAGCCCCUCCAAGGCCAACCAACCGGUGCCUCCUCAGCCUGAUGCGCCCGUCCCGGGAGACAAGCAGAAUUCGUCCCUGGACAACUAUCCUCAGGCGACCAAGACUCCUGACCCGAGUGCCCAGCCUUUCGUGCCUCUGGAGCUAGAGCGUGUUGCCCCCUCGUCCAGCAACUCCUCUUACACCGAUGCUCGCCAAAGUCUCGACUUCCGAGAUGAUCAGAUUCAGUCCCUCACCAAUCGCGUCAAAGAGCUCGAGCACAGUCACGAGACUCUGAAGCGUGAGAACGACGAUCUCGACACCGUCAACGAGAAGCUGAAGCUCAAGGCACGCAAGGAUGAUGAGAGCCUUCGAGAACUGAGAGAGCAGCUUGCCGAGGAGCUGAAGCGCAGACUUGGUUCCGAGAAGAAGGCUGUUGAAGUCGAUGAGAAGAAUGCAGAGCUCCAUGUGGAGGUGGCUCGACUUCAGGAGGAAAAGGCUGACAUGGAGCCACAACUUGAAGAGUACAAGAAGAAGUUGGAUGGGUCCCAGAAGAGCGUCAGGCCUCUUGAAAACAUGGUUCACACCCUGCAACGUCAGGUUCUCGACAAAACGCAACGCAUCAAGGAGAUUCAACUCUUCGCUGCCGACCAUCUUGCCAAGAAUCCUCAGGAUAUUCCCGAGUUCGCCACUAUGGAUCUGUUUCCACAUGGCGGUAAGCAGGAGCAUCAAUCCGGAAAGGAGGUCAAUCCGGAGCUUUUGAUCUCUUUCGACGGUGCUGCCGACAUGAGCGCCUCUGGAAGUCAGCUGAACGAGUCUCAGAGCGAGAUCGGAACCCCCUUCACCGUCUCCUCCGUCAGAGCCCCCUCAACUCCCCAGCCCCAUCAUACUUCCAAAGACCUUCUCGAUGACGACCCAGCAGAUACACAAAGCCCCCAGACCUUGCCUAUCAUGACCCCCUCCAUCCCCAAGUUGCAGCGGGAAGAGUCACUGACGCCUCAGGCAACCACCGAGUCGCACACCACCGAGCCCAAAAGCCCCUCCGACGACCUCACAAGUCCUCCAAAGGACAUUAGCGGACUUGAUUGGAGUCCCGACUCUGAUCAGCUCUGGAUCUCUGAGUUCCAGAAAGCUCAGGCCAUCCGCAAUCACCAGGGAGCUCGAAGCACCGGUCACACUCCCGAGGAUGACAUCCCAGAUGUUGCAUCUCGCAGGGUCAUCAUGUCAGGUCUUCCCGACGGUGUCCACGUUCAGCGAAUUCUCGAACACGUCCGAGGUGGUAAGAUUCUGAAGGCUCAUACGGUGACGAUGGGCGGAGGUGAGGCUCGUAACAAUCUUGCUUGCAUCGAGUUCGCCGAUCCCGAGGAUGCAAUGGAGUUCUACCGUUUCAAUCGACGCCGCGAAUUCGGAUUCUGCGUCGAGUCCACAUCUGUCAGAACCCGCCUGACAAUGCCCUCCACCGACUCCUUCCCCCUGAGCGAUGCGUUGCAGGCUCGUCUAGGUGAGGGCUGUACUCGCUGCCUGUCUGUCACUGAUUUUCCGGUCAUCCAUUUGCAAACUAUUCUGGAGUUCGCAGGAAUGUCGAACAACUUCGCCGACACAAUCACCCACUUCGCCUGUUCUGAUGACGGAAGCUUCGAGAUCUCCUUCUCCGACAUUCGUUGUGCCAUCAACAUUCGCGAGUACAUUCUUCGGUCUAAGUUCUUUGAGGGAGAACGAGAGGGCACUGGCGUGUGCUUCAAACCUGACCCCUGCGAUGCUCCUGUUGAGAGCCUUCAGAUUCCGUUCCUGCCCAUCAAGGCCACGUCUGACUUGACAAUUUUGGACCCGAAGAAUGCUCGUCUCUUCAUGACUGAAGAGCAAAGAAAGCUGGACAGCGAGCUGCUUCAAGAGCAGGUCAUGGCAGCGGCUGACCCAGAUGAUGCGGACGCUUUUCAUGAGCAAGAUCUUAGAAAGAACAUCGUCUGGGAAAACAAAGUGGACUGGGACAGCUUUACGCCCUACAUGGCCUUCGACAAGGACCAACGCCGAAGAGUGCUGCACAGGAAAGAUCCCGAGUCUGGCGCUGUCCAAACCCAAUAUUUUGGUAGUUGGGUGCAGUCUCCUGCGGAGUCGCGCAAGGAGUGGCUGCACCACAAUCAGCACAGCCCCCACCCAUGGACUCAGACAACUGCCGAUCUUUUCUAUGCCGCUACUGGCGACAUUGAUAUGCGCAAGAGCAUCGUUGUCGACGACGGAGGUCUUGAUGGAGACGCCGACCAGGCUUUGAACACCCCGACGCCCAGGGAGAUCCGGCGGCAGGCAUCGUCCACCACCUCCUUCUACUCAGCCGAAUCCCCUCUCUCGGAAGUCAACCGCGGAUACAUGACCCUUGACGACACUUCUCAGCAUGUCCCAAUGGGCGUCUUCGUCAACCACGUUGGCAGCAGCUCGGGGCUGGCCAUUCCCUCUCUUUUGGACGGAGAUACCAACGUCGAUAUGAACAACUUUGUACAACGCACGCAGAAUCUACCCCCACACAAGCGUGGCAAAACCCGUGGAAGCACCUCAGGCUACUCCUCUCCUGCUCCCUCGAUCAUGGAUGACGAUACUGGAGGACAAGUCUGCGGCAUCUCGAAGGCAGGCUUCAACCAGCUUGCUGCCAAGAUUGCGAGAGACACAAAGGCGACAUCUAGCAAGGCGAUUGGAAAGAGACCAGUUGCGCAGGCUCACUUUUGGUAA
This is a messenger RNA of Colletotrichum chrysophilum, 2925 nucleotides long. RefSeq lists its product as uncharacterized. The transcript has 4 exons. Bases 1 to 2925 code for a protein of 974 amino acids. Lineage: Eukaryota; Fungi; Ascomycota; Sordariomycetes; Glomerellales; Glomerellaceae. The record is from RefSeq and is a predicted model, not a curated record.